Condylura cristata (star-nosed mole) is the source of this 3263-nucleotide messenger RNA. RefSeq names its product DBF4 zinc finger B (gene DBF4B). The transcript has 13 exons. Gene Ontology annotation, biological process: positive regulation of nuclear cell cycle DNA replication; regulation of cell cycle phase transition. Gene Ontology annotation, molecular function: zinc ion binding; protein serine/threonine kinase activator activity; nucleic acid binding. Gene Ontology annotation, cellular component: Dbf4-dependent protein kinase complex; nucleus. Bases 171 to 2141 code for a protein of 656 amino acids. NCBI's taxonomy places the organism in Eukaryota, Metazoa, Chordata, Mammalia, Eulipotyphla, Talpidae. The record is from RefSeq and is a predicted model, not a curated record.
GAGAAUGAUGCCGUGCGUGAGGUGACACGGCCGGUCUCCGAGGUCUGGAAGCGCUCAUGGAGCUGCUGGUUAUCGCACGGAGGCUUUGAGAAGGAGCCGGAGGGGGAAGGAGCCGAGGAUUUGAGGAAAGAGCCGGGAAGGGAGAGGAUUGCCUUGGCCUGGGGAGUUCCAUGGCUGAGAGUAGGUUCCAGGCUCCAGACCUAGGAGCUCAACUGGGUGUUUCCAGUUGUUUUGAAAAAUGCCAGAAGAGAUCGCCAAGUGCUAGGAGGCAGCCCUUUUCUGGAAAGUCCUUUUACCUGGACCUGCCUGCUGGCAAGAAUCUCCAGUUUUUGACGGGAGCCAUUCAGCAGCUGGGCGGGGUAAUUGAGGGUUUUCUGAGCAAAGAAGUGAGUUACAUCGUGUCCAGCCGCAAGGAGGCGAAGGCAGAAAGCCGCGGGGCAGGCCACGGGGGCUGCCCGAGCCCUGGCGAGGUCAGGCCCGAGACACCCCCAGCCACGGGCAGUCUGAGAGGCGGCCCCGCCAGGCCUGCACCGAAACCUGUAGACUCGGUGCCGAUGAGCAGAGGGAAGGAGCUACUGCAGAAGGCCAUCAGGAACCAGGGGAGCAGCAGCGGGGGAGGCAGCGGGAGCAGCAGCCUUCUGACCAAUGCCCGUUCCUGGGGUGUGAGGAUUCUGCAUGUGGAUGAAAUGAUGAUGCAUGUGCAGCAGCUGACUCUUGAUGCUUUUUGUGUAAAGAAACAAGGACCACAGAAGCCAGAGGGAACAGGUCCAGCAGCAGAGUCAAGAACGCGGAAAGUGGCCAGACUGAAGGCUCCGUUCCUCAAAAUCGAAGACGAGAGCAGGAAGUUCCGUCCUUUCCACCAUCAGUUUAAAUCCUUUCCUGAAAUUUCUUUUCUGGGACCCAAAGAUGCAAGUCCUUUUGAGGCCCCGACGAUCCCAGGCAGCUCGCAUCACACCAGAAAACCCAAGGACCCAGAGCCCAGCCGGCGCUCCGCUGUCCGCGCCACGCCCCGGAGGAAGAAGGGUUACUGCGAGUGCUGCCGGGAGGCCUUUGAGGAGCUCUGCGGGCACCUCCAGAGUGCUGGGCACCGCGGCUUCGCCCUCGAAGCCCAGCCUUACGCAGAAGUGGACCGGCUCAUCGCCCGGCUCAACCACAGCUUCGCAGACAUGGCCACCCAGGCCAGCCGCCCCGGGCAGCUCGGCUCUGAGGCUUCAGACUGUGACCCUCGGUGUCCUGAGAGAACACAGGCGGAGGACACUCCACCUCCCGGCCAGCCCUCCCCUCCCAGGGCCACCUCUCCCGGGAUAAAGGAAGAACUUGAGCGCCAGCCCCCCGGCACCCCAGUGCAGGACGGGACACCAGGCAGCACGAAAGCAUCAGUGAAACUUGUGGAGUCAGACGAGACGCCCGGACCAGAAACACCCUGCCAGGAGCUGGACGGGUCGGCCGAUGUCUUUGUGGACCCCCCCGGAACCCCCGCGUCCAGGAGCCCUGCUUGCCAGUGCCUCCUUACCAGCUCUGGUUUCACGGACCUCUCCUCUGGCCCAGACCUGGCUCCCGUCGGUCACAAGCGGAAGGCGCCAUUCCCUAGCGGCAACGCCGAGAAGAAGCCAGGGGCCUUGUUCUUCCUCCCGAGAGCUUCCAGCCCCUGUGGCAGCAGGACAGCCAGCGGCCGGCCUCUGUCCCUUCCCCUUCCGGGCCAUGAGCCCAGGUCUCCGGACUCCCUCCUGCCUUUGUGCCACCCAAAGAUCUGCCUCUCCCUCCCGGACCCCUUCCUCUGGCAGCCCACAGACAGGCCAGCAGAGCUCUGGGCAACACAGCCCCCCUCUCCCGGGGAAGGCUGGCCCCCCGGAUCUGAGCAUUCUGAAUGUGCAGCCCCUGACCCUGCCCCCCAGCAGGCUGACCGGCUCCCCAGCCGCCCUGCGGUUCCAAGCCAGCCGUCAGCCCACCUGCCCUCAGCUGCUGGCCUGCAGCCCCUGGGGGGGCCUGGGGAGAGCCAGUCUCCCUCUCUCGCUGACUCUGUGCAGGCCAGCGAGGGAGGCAGCUGCUCCCCGUGGUUCUGGGCCCCCCAGCCUCUCCCAGGGCCCUGCCUUCCUGUCUCCUCACCCCAGCCCAGUGCAAGCAGAGAGCUGCUCCUGUGAGUCUCCCAGGGCCCAAGCUCCAGGGCUCAGGUAUAGGUUACACCCCACAGAGUUGUACCAGAGCCUCCAGGACACAGCAGAGGGCAGCACCACGGCUCCCCCCAAGAGCCUAGCGGGAGCCCCAGGCCCAGCCUUUGAAGUGCCAGUGAAUGGCUGUUGUCAAGGCAGCUCCACAGAGCUGGGGUCAGCUGUGGUCGGUCCGCAGGGGCAGGCCUCCCACCACUGGGGUUUGGUAGGGCCCAGGGGCUGUGCCGGGUGCUUCUCCUACCCCUGCCUCCAGCCAUGUUCCUGCCCGGGCGCACUGGCGCACUCUCGGUGGCUGGAGCGUGGCCGAAUGCCCUAGCAGGAGGCGGAGGGAGGAGCCACAAGAAGCCAGGGCAGCAGGAGCCUUGGCCUGGCUUCCAGGCCUCUGCGGGCACUUGCCUGCGCAGAGCCCAGAGGGUUGGGUGCUGCUGUCCCCACCCCCGCCAGCCGCCUUCCCCGAAGCAAGCAUGUGGCUCCCCUGCUUUCCUGAACGCCUGUGUCCCCUCCCCCAGCCCCCCACGCUGGUGCACACAGAUCCUCAGGAACAUAUGAAGCAGAGGAGGGGCUUGGGCUGCGGCACUGACGGAGCUCCCUCCCCUGCGCUUGUUGGGCCCCAGCACUGACCUCUCCCCUGAGUCUGGAAGUGGCCAGAGCCCGCGGGGGAGCCAGAGCUCUGCUGUGCCUGGCUCCAGCUGCUCACCUGGAGCUCUCUGUUCAGGGCCAAGCCUCACCUGCCAAUCUGCCUCUCCCCCCUACCCUUCCUCAAGGACCUCUCCCCACUUCUAGCCAAGCCAUUAAUCUGGAGACAGAUGGGUUUGCUAUUGAUUCUUUGGCUACUUUAUUAUUAUUAUUACAGUCCACACGGUGGUUCUCGCCCUCUCUGCCUGUGUGUUUGUCUCUUUAAGUGUUGAAGCCACCAGAAGCCUGGUGCUAUUCUGUGGCUCCUUUUGGAGGAAGAAAGGGGGGCCUGGCUGCGGGUGAGGACCUGAGUUGUUAGUUAGGAAAAUAGAGCAACUGUGUGUACAACCCUCGCAGAGGUCAUACUUGGCCCUUUUAAGCCAUUCCUGUUAGAUUUCAGUCUUGGUUUAGGAAAUGUAA